CCCACGGUUCCCAGUAUCUCGAACAGCCAUCACUCUCUCCUCGUUCCCUCUCUCUUUUCUUUGUGAUAGCCGCCACACCAACGAUGGAUGAGAUGUACGGCCUCCAGCCGGACUCCGCUUUCGCGGCGGCGGAAGACCUUCAUGGAUUGAUCGCCGCCGCCGGUUAUGGCGCAGCGGCAGCUGCGGCCGCUGCGGAGGAAGAAAUGAAAGCCCGGAUUGCUUCGCAUCCACGUUAUCCCCAUCUCCUCGAAGCCUACAUCGAUUGCCAGAAGGUGGGCGCCCCGCCGGACAUAGCGUCGCUGCUCGAAGAUAUACGGCGGGAGAACGCCGGCGGCGAGAGGGUCGCGUCGUCGAGCGUCAUACUCGGCUCGGAUCCCGAGCUGGACGAGUUUAUGGAGAUGUAUUGCGAUGUGUUGGUGAAGUAUCGAAGGGAUUUGGAGAGGCCGUUCGAUGAGGCUACUGCUUUCCUGAACACCAUGGAGGUUCAGCUUUCUGAUCUAUGUAAGCCUACUUGUAGACCGGCGCUUGGACCUUACGUCUCCGAUGAGGCUGUGGGAUCUUCGGAUGAGGAACUCAGUGGAGGAGAAGGAGAGGCUCCGGAAUCACAUCUAAAAGGUGAAGAAAGAGAUCUUAAAGAGAAACUCCUCCGAAAAUAUAGCGGUUAUUUGAGUAGCUUGAAGCAGGAAUUUUCAAAGAAAAAGAAGAAAGGGAAGCUCCCCAAAGAAGCACGACAGAUACUCUUUGAAUGGUGGACAGCUCACUACAAGUGGCCCUACCCUACAGAAGCAGACAAGAUCGCACUGGCUGAGGCAACAGGGCUAGAUCAAAAGCAAAUAAACAACUGGUUCAUAAACCAGAGGAAGAGGCACUGGAAGCCAGCUGAUCAGAACAUGCACUUCUCCGUCAUGGAUAGCUCCUCCACUUCAUCAUUUUUCGCCGAUGACUGACAAGAGCAGUUUUUGGCAACACUGACAUUUUCUGACCUCCCAAUAGUCCAACACAGUAUACGUAUUUGGUAGUGGCAAUCAGGAAGAUGACUUUAGUGACCCUGGAUGCUCAGCCAAAUUUGUUUGUAUUAAAAAGUGAUUCAGAAGUGAAAACAUGCAUUAUGAUAUAAGCUUUGGUCCAAGACAAAUUGGUUCAUGGAUUCAGGAAGCUUUGUUAUUA
This is a messenger RNA of Dendrobium catenatum, 1167 nucleotides long. Its product is annotated as homeobox protein knotted-1-like 6. Lineage: Eukaryota; Viridiplantae; Streptophyta; Magnoliopsida; Asparagales; Orchidaceae. Gene Ontology annotation, biological process: regulation of DNA-templated transcription. Gene Ontology annotation, molecular function: DNA-binding transcription factor activity, RNA polymerase II-specific; DNA binding. Gene Ontology annotation, cellular component: nucleus. The record is from RefSeq and is a predicted model, not a curated record. Bases 84 to 947 code for a protein of 287 amino acids. The transcript has 5 exons.